Molecule: messenger RNA, 1782 nt
Organism: Cooperia oncophora
Lineage: Eukaryota; Metazoa; Nematoda; Chromadorea; Rhabditida; Trichostrongylidae
Source: the annotation of a GenBank genome assembly
UCGACAUAUCAAUUGCUGUUCGACUCAUGCUGUGAACAAGGCGCCCCUUCGUCGGAAUCGGUGAAAUUUUGGUUCGACUUUCUUGACUACAUGAUGCGAGUGAUUGAAGACGAUAAGACUGUCUACGGGCCAAGUUUGAACCAAUUCCCUCAAGAAUUGAAUGUUGGACAUCUCUCCGCUGGCACCCUGUGGACGCUGUAUAAAAUGGAUUUGAAAAUGGCGCUUGAAGAGCAUGCAACAACGAAGAAGUGCCCAACUCCGGAGUACAUGAAUUUGUACUUCAAAGUCAAGGGAUUCUACUUCAAAUAUGUCUCCGAUCUGCCCCAAUACAAGCAAUCGAUUCCUGAAUUUCCAGCAUGGUUUAUUCCGUUUGUUAUGGAUUGGUUGAACGAGAACGAUGAGCACUCUAUGGACAUCUUGCGAAAUGCUUAUAACAGGGAUAAAGCCGACAACUUCCCUCAAACAUCUGAUCACACUCGUUUCUCCAACAGUGUUGUAGACGUUUUCACACAGUUGAAUGAGGCUUUGAAACUGCUGAAACAAAUGGAUUGCCCUAACCCAGUCGUUUAUGCGGAUAUGAUGAAGCGAUUCAGUAAGACAUUGAAUAAGGUUCUUCUCGGGCCUUUUACGCUGAUAUGCGUUCAUAAAGAUUCUCCAAGUUUCAUCGAAUGGAAAGCCUCGGCCUGCAUCUCAUGCAACCAGAUCGUGCAGCAGCUGAGAGUUCAACUCGAGAAAAUCUAUGAGACCAUGGGUGGUCAGGAAUUGGAUCCGACAUGUAGCCAAGUCCUCACCAACCUCCAGAAAAAGCUGAACAGCGUUCUGGACAAACUGUCUGGCCAGUUUGUGGCAACGCUUGAGCCAAUGAUUGCUGAGCAAACGAACAAGCUCGGCGUGCUACUCUGCAAGAUCAAAGGACCUCAACUUCAGAAGACUCAAGUUGCAGCGGAGGUGGACGCAGUGCUGGAGCCACUCAUGGACCUGUUGGAAGGAUCGUUGCAACGAUAUUUCCAACAAUGUGAAAAGACUGUCCUCAAGUACAUUUUGAAGGAAUUGUGGAGGAUAACGAUUGUCAGUAUGGAGAAACUGGUGGUGCUCCCUCCCCUCUCGGACAAGACGCUACUGAAGCAAUUACCAAACGCUAAAAUCCAGGACGUAACGAAACUGAUGUCUACCAAUAUCCAGAAUAUCAAAGGAAUGAGCUCUGUGAAGGACAUGAUGGAUAUGGCCCGGGAAUGCGAACGAUCGUUGACGCCCAAGCAGUGUACUGUAUUGGAUGCUGCGCUGGAUGCCAUUAAAGAGUGCUUCCACGCUGGUGGACAAGGUCUGAAGAAGUCCUUCUUCGAAAAGAGUCCUGAGUUACAAUCGCUAAAGUAUGCGCUUAGCUUGUACACGCAGACCACCGAGCAACUCAUAAAAACGUUCAUCACCAGUCAGAAACAGCAAGAUUUGCCUUCGCAAGAACAACCGGUUGGAGAGGUGAGCGUACAAGUGGACUUGUUCAGUCAUCCAGGCACUGGCGAGCAGAAAGUCACCGUGAAGAUUUUGGCAGCGAACGAUCUGCGGUGGCAGACAUCAUCUGUGUUCAAGCCGUUCGUAGAAGUGCAUUUGGUUGGACCUCACUUGUCAGACAAGAAGAGAAAGAUGGCAACGAAGAGCAAACCAGGCAACUGGGCGCCCAAAUUCAACGAGACUUUCCACUUUUUCCUUGGCAACGAGGGAGAACCGGAACACUACGAAUUGAUGUUCCAAGUGAAAGGACUACUGCUUUGCUCGCGAGGAUAG